Molecule: messenger RNA, 1214 nt
Organism: Jaculus jaculus (lesser Egyptian jerboa)
Lineage: Eukaryota; Metazoa; Chordata; Mammalia; Rodentia; Dipodidae
Gene: Tgfb1
Product: transforming growth factor beta 1
Exons: 7
Coding region: 2-1186 (394 amino acids)
Biological process (GO): SMAD protein signal transduction; regulation of cell population proliferation; BMP signaling pathway
Cellular component (GO): extracellular region
Molecular function (GO): growth factor activity; type II transforming growth factor beta receptor binding; type III transforming growth factor beta receptor binding
Source: RefSeq, a predicted model, not a curated record
CAUGCCGCCCCCCGGGCUGCGGCUCCUGCCGCCGCUACUGCUGCUGCUGCCGCCGCUGCUGUGGCUCGUGGUGCUGUCGCCCGGCCGACCGGCCGCGGGGCUGUCCACCUGCAAGACCAUCGACAUGGAGCUGGUGAAGCGGAAGCGCAUCGAGGCCAUCCGCGGCCAGAUCCUGUCUAAGCUCCGGCUCGCCAGUCCCCCGAGCCAGGGGGAGGUGCCGCCCGGGCCCCUGCCCGAGGCCGUGCUCGCCCUGUACAACAGCACCCGAGACCGGGUGGCCGGGGAGAGCGCCGAUCCUGAGCCCGAACCCGAGGCGGACUACUACGCCAAAGAGGUCACCCGCGUGCUCAUGGUGGAUCGCAACCACGUAAUCUAUGACAAAACCAAGGACAUCCCACACAGCGUGUAUAUGUAUUUCAACACCUCAGACCUGCGCGAGGCCGUGCCCGAACCCCUGCUGCUGUCCCGGGCGGAGCUGCGUCUGCAGAGGUUCAAGUCCACUGUGGAGCAGCACGUGGAGCUCUACCAGAAAUACAGCAACAAUUCCUGGCGCUACCUCAGCAACCGGUUGCUGACCCCCACGGACACGCCCGAGUGGUUGUCCUUUGACGUCACUGGAGUCGUGAGGCAAUGGCUGAGCCAAGGAGAGGGACUCCAGGGCUUUCGUUUCAGUGCCCACUGCUCCUGUGACAGCAAAGACAACGUACUCCACGUGGAAAUCAACGGGAUCAGUCCCAAACGCCGGGGUGACCUGGGCACCAUUCAUGACAUGAACCGGCCUUUCCUGCUCCUUAUGGCCACCCCACUGGAGAGGGCCCAGCACCUGCACAGCUCACGCCACCGCCGAGCUCUGGACACCAACUACUGCUUCAGCUCCACAGAGAAGAACUGCUGCGUGCGGCAGCUGUACAUUGACUUCCGCAAGGACCUGGGCUGGAAGUGGAUACACGAGCCCAAGGGCUACCACGCCAACUUCUGCCUGGGGCCCUGCCCCUACAUCUGGAGCCUGGACACUCAGUACAGCAAGGUCCUGGCCCUGUACAACCAGCACAACCCCGGCGCCUCAGCGUCGCCCUGCUGCGUGCCGCAGGCGCUGGAGCCGCUGCCCAUCGUGUACUACGUGGGCCGCAAGCCCAAGGUGGAGCAGCUGUCCAACAUGAUCGUGCGCUCCUGCAAGUGCAGCUGAGGCCCCGCCCCGCCCCGCCCGGCAGGCC